Gaeumannomyces tritici R3-111a-1 is the source of this 603-nucleotide messenger RNA. RefSeq lists its product as hypothetical. Gene Ontology annotation, biological process: protein import into nucleus. Bases 1 to 603 code for a protein of 200 amino acids. NCBI's taxonomy places the organism in Eukaryota, Fungi, Ascomycota, Sordariomycetes, Magnaporthales, Magnaporthaceae. The record is from RefSeq and is a predicted model, not a curated record. The transcript has 2 exons. Gene Ontology annotation, molecular function: small GTPase binding; guanyl-nucleotide exchange factor activity. Gene Ontology annotation, cellular component: nucleus.
AUGUCGACUUUCAAGACGACGAAACUGUUUGGCGGGGCCCUCAGCAGCGAAAUCCCGGAGCAGUUCGCCGAUGUCAGCCAAAUCCGCCAGGUGCCCGACCACCAGGAGGUCUUCAUCGACAAGGACGGCUUCACGAGCAUAAUCGUCGAGAUCACGGAGCGCGUCGGCCCCGCGGGCAGCACGCCCGAGAUCGACGGCAAGGCGCUGUCGGUGCACCUCGAGGACAUCGUCGGGUCCGACGACGUCGACGGCGUCAAGGUCUGGAACACGACCGACACCGAGUUCUCGCGCGUGAGCCCCGAGAUCCCCGCCUACACCCUUAUCGCCACCCAGAAGCCGCGACAGGACCUCCGCUCGCCCGGCGGCUCCGCGGCCGCCCCGGACUUCACGGCCCUCAUCCUCACGCUGCUGCGCCUCGAGCGCGAGCAGACCGACAUCCUCAUCACCGUCAACGUGCCCCACAUCAAGGGGUCCUACGACGAGGAAGAGGUCGACCUCGAGCUGGGCAAGCAGGGCAAGCUGAUUGGCGACGCCGUCGAGUACGCCGCUAGGAUGUGGUCGACCUUUGCCAUCCAUGAUUGGAAGAUAUUUGAUGGCAUUUAG